AUGGCCGACACAACCGCAACCCCACGCAGCAGACCAACAAGCAUGUCAUCCCAAAAAUCCGCAUCUCCCGUCAAUCACAAUGUGACUUCCAGUCGAGAUAAUCUCGCAUACAUAUCGGAUGUGUUAAAAGUAGCAGGCGGAUUUUCCGAAACGGUUGACGAUGGAUAUUUAGUCGAAAAUAUUCCUGGUGCACUUCGAGAUGCUGGAAAGGUUUGGAGAGAUUUUUAUAAUGGAAACAUUGAGAGUGAUGAUCCGUUUGCUUGGCCAGUGCAUGCUUUACUGGCGGAAGUAGAAGCUAUUGAUUUUGGCUGGGAAUCCUUUGCAGAAUCUAGAGAUGAAGCGGUUGCAAAUAUCAAGGAACAAGUAGAAUCAUCGCGCUUGGUAUUUCAGAACGAAUUGGAUAGACUGAGAGAAGUACAAGCAAAGAACAGAAACGGCACGUCGUGGAAAAGACUGGGAAAAAUAUUAUUGUUAGAUGAUCCUUAUGAGUCGAGAGCACAUUUCGACGCAAAGAAUUUCGCGAAUAUCACGGGUAAUAUCCAGAAUUACAUAUCCACAUGGCGGGCAACUUCAAUCCCGCAAUUGAGCUACAGACUUACAUCUACGAAAAGAGGACCCACUGGAGGAUUACCCGGCAAAAUGAAUGAAGUUCGCGAAAAAUGGCCAAUGAAGAGCGUUUGGAGAUUUGAAAGUGCGCCGGUAGAUGAACUGGAAGAGGUGAGGGAAAAAGCCAUCAAUAUUUUGAAAAGGGCGGAUACAAUGUAUGGGGGAUUUUUAUCUGCGAUUCAUUUAUUGGAUUUGGCUGCGGAGACGCAAAAGUGGAACGGUUUUGGGGAGGAGCAUUUGGUAGAGUUGUUGGAUGUGUUUGAGAAAACGAUUCGGAGGUUCCAAGAGGCGGAGUGGAAUGUUCGGGAGAAGCAGCUUACUCGGAAUUCUUAG
Molecule: messenger RNA, 939 nt
Organism: Sclerotinia sclerotiorum 1980 UF-70
Lineage: Eukaryota; Fungi; Ascomycota; Leotiomycetes; Helotiales; Sclerotiniaceae
Exons: 2
Coding region: 1-939 (312 amino acids)
Source: RefSeq, a predicted model, not a curated record